Empidonax traillii (willow flycatcher) is the source of this 628-nucleotide messenger RNA. RefSeq names its product CD24 molecule (gene CD24). The transcript is spliced from 2 exons. The record is from RefSeq and is a predicted model, not a curated record. NCBI's taxonomy places the organism in Eukaryota, Metazoa, Chordata, Aves, Passeriformes, Tyrannidae. The coding region runs from base 94 to 348 and encodes 84 amino acids. Gene Ontology annotation, biological process: cell adhesion.
GCGGCGGAGCGGCGCAUCCUUGGCGCUCGCAGCCACAGCGGCAGGAGGGGCAGCAGCAGCAUCACCGUCGCGGCGGGACAGCAUCAGACGGGCAUGGGGACGGCGCUGGCGGCGCGGCUCGGCCUGGGGCUCCUGCUCCUGGCCCUCCUCCUUCCCACGCAGAUCUACUGUGAUCCCGCUGGAACAAGUCCAACACCUUCAAACUAUUCUUCAGCAAGUUCCACUUCUCUGUCAACUGUGACAAAUUCAGUGAACAUUACCACCAGUCACGGACAUGGAAAUUCUCUUCACUCAACCACAAGUCUUUUUUUCAUUCUCCCUGUUUCUCUUCUGUAUUUUUGCUGUUAAGAGACUCUGGCAUGGAAAUGGCUACUACUCUCCACCCUGUUUCCUGAACCAUCUGAGAUGGCUAGAUCUCUAACCCAGCAUGAGAAUAAAUCAGUCCAAAAUCCACACCAAAACAGCUUGGUUCCACUCCAUACUCAAAUUAGUACCAGUCUGACCUAGAGAAGCACUCAGUAUUCUGACUUUCCAAAGCUGACCAGUGCAAAAAGACCAGCUUCGGCAAGGAGGUAAAAUGAUGAGCUCUUUCACCAAAUGAGUUGGAAUUCUGAAAAACAAGAUGGAA